GAAGUCUUUGGGAAAUGGGUUUUUGUGAUUGUGAAUUUUUGAUGUUAAUCGAAAACCGAUUGAUGGGAUUUUGAAUUUGACGUGAUUGGAUUGGUUCUAAGGCCCUCUCAUGGGGAGAUUUCUUGGCAGGUUUGUGUUGCCUCUGCUGCUGCUAACAGGGGACAUGGGACCUCUGAAUUCAAUGGUGAAGUUGUUGCCACCGUUUGCGGUAUCAGUGUUGAUGCUUUCUUCAAUGAACUUACCUGACGGCAUCCAGGCUGAAGUUCGUGGUUUUCAACAUGAUGGUUUACAUCUCCAAGCAAGAAGUCAGAAGUAUGGAAAGCUUGGAAGGGGUCAAUUGCUGACACUCCCUCCUUAUCUGGUGAAAAGACGCAAGCAGCACUUCCAUCAUUUAGAAAACUAUGGUAUUGACCUGAUAAUUGGCUGUAAUGGAUUCAUCUGGGUUGGGGAACAUGUUCAAGUGACAGACGAUAUGGUAGUGGAUCAAGUGAACAAGUCUGAACAAGAUGAUGCCAAACCUGAUGAAAAUUCCAUUAGUCCCGAAGAUCAAGAGAAAAACCACACUCAGCAAGAGACAAGAGAGAACAUAUGCAGGGCUGCAAACGCUAUCCGCGUAUUGUCUACUUUAGGCUUCAAUAUUACUGUAGAAGUAAUCACGGAGACGGUUGAUAUGAGCACUUCUAUAAAUGUUGCUAUACAUGAAAUGCUCGGUUCAGAGUUCUAUGUUUUGGUUGCAGAGAAGGAGUCUGUAAGGCGAAGAAUGACAAAAAAAAAGUGAUGACUGUGUGUCCAC
Molecule: messenger RNA, 793 nt
Organism: Prunus mume (Japanese apricot)
Lineage: Eukaryota; Viridiplantae; Streptophyta; Magnoliopsida; Rosales; Rosaceae
Source: RefSeq, a predicted model, not a curated record